This is a messenger RNA of Naegleria gruberi, 1595 nucleotides long. RefSeq lists its product as uncharacterized. Bases 212 to 1576 code for a protein of 454 amino acids. The record is from RefSeq and is a predicted model, not a curated record. The transcript is spliced from 2 exons. NCBI's taxonomy places the organism in Eukaryota, Heterolobosea, Eutetramitea, Acrasida, Naegleriidae.
AAAAAAAUUCAAAACAAGUCUUUGGAAAUUUCCCUCGCUUUUUUCCGAACAGUUGAAACUCUAUUAUUAUUUCAUCAAAAAGUAGUUGCGGAACAGUUUACUUGUUACUUGUAGUAGAGUACAAAUAUUAUUCAAAAGAGUAUUAUAAUAGAGAAUUUUGAGAGAAUUUUGAAAAAUCGAAUACGAUCAUCAUCAAUCGAAUAUAAACAAGAUGGUAUUUGCUAAGGGUGAUUCAAUACAUUUUCGAGUUCUUGCUGGACACUUUGCUCCUCAUGCGGAUUUGCCACGAAAAUGUUAUUUGAUGGUACAACAGGCUGGAACUCAUCAUUGUGAUCAAAAGAGUCACAAACAGACAGUUGUUAAGGUUAAAUCGACACCUUGUUUGGAAAAUUUGGGAAUGGAUCGUGUAAAUAGUCAUGAGGCAUUGUCAACCUAUGAUCCCGAAUCAUGUGCCUCAACACCAAUUGAAUCUCAUGAUAAUAUUUCAGGAGUUCAAGUCAAGAUCAAUGAUCAAACAGAUGAAUUUGUAUUUAAUUGGAAUCAAGAAUUUGAUUUUCCAUCCAUUGAAUGUUCUCAGCAUGGAAUUAAAUUUUGGUUCACAUUAAUGGAGUCCCAUACAUUGAGAAAGGAUAAAAAGAUUGCAGAAGGAGAUUUUUAUGUGGAUGGGGAUGAUUUGAGUUGUGUGAACGUGGAAAAAUCGAUCAAGAUUGCUAUGAAGGGAAUGCAUAAUUCUAGACCUGGCUCUCCAACUUCUUCCAAUAGUUCAACAAUUGAUCAUACAAACGGUACUCCAGAUACAGACUCUCACGAAUUGAGGGCUAGUGCAUCACAAGGAAAUUUAUCUUCUUUGAGGGAGGAUAACUCUAUCUCUGGAGCUCUUGAGGCAUCAGUUAAAAUUAUUCGUAACGAACAUUUUACAGCAGCAUUAUUACUCGAAGAGAGUAAUAAGCAUGCUCGAAUUGAAUUAGGUCACUGGGAUGGUAAUAGUGUCGUCUCGAAUAGUCGUCCUGUUGUGGAAAAUUCUGAUGUUGAUGAAUUUGUAAAGGGAUGGACAAAGAGAUCUGUAAGCAAGAAUUUGACCAUUCUUCUUCCAGCCGAUUGGAUUGUAAAGAAAGCACAAUCUGUAAAUAAGGAUAGCCAUAGCCACUAUGAAGCAGAAUUUUGGUCUACCAGAUGCCUCGGUCCUGAAACUGAUCAAAUUGAAAUUCUCUCCAUAGUUUAUCAGAAAAUUAGUUCAUGUACAGAUGAAGAUUACGAAUUUACAAAAGGUCUAUAUGAAAAUAUGCUAUUCCACAAAUUGAGCCAUGAUGCUUUCAAUGGCAUUGAGACAAUUGUAAGGGAUGAAGAUGCCACAUCAAAAUUUGGAGCUAGUGCAUUCGAUUCAGUUUCGCGAUACCACUUCCAUUUUGUAAAGAGGAUUGGUUUUGCAGAAGUUGACCAUUUGCUAUACAUUUUUAAACCUAAGGGUCUUAACGUAAUGUUGUGUGCAUUUAUUGAAACCUCAUUUGGUGUUGGCGAAAACGAGCAUAACUUGGUUGAGUAUGCUGCCAAAUCAGCCACAAUUGUCUAUCAAUAAACCACAUUAUUUAACUUUU